Messenger RNA from Penicillium maclennaniae, 1338 nucleotides. RefSeq names its product FAD-binding oxidoreductase. NCBI's taxonomy places the organism in Eukaryota, Fungi, Ascomycota, Eurotiomycetes, Eurotiales, Aspergillaceae. Gene Ontology annotation, molecular function: FAD binding; oxidoreductase activity. The coding region runs from base 1 to 1338 and encodes 445 amino acids. The transcript has 7 exons. The record is from RefSeq and is a predicted model, not a curated record.
AUGGGCCCUAUCAGGGCUUCUACUAUCAACGCCCUUCGCAGUCAAUUGGCGACCGCGACACUUCAUACGCCCGACUCUUCAGGAUACAAAAAGAGUCUGAUUCGAUGGUCGGAUACUGGAAUGAAACAUGCGGGCGUCGUGGUUCAGCCAGUAGACCCCGUAGACAUUCGGGCGGCUUUGCUGUGGGCGCAAGAUCACGGAGUCGAAAUAGCCGUCAAGGGCGGGGGACACUCGACUGCCGGUACCAGUUCCAGUGAGGGUGGCUUGGUGAUUGAUCUUUCAGGCAUGAAUCAAACGAUUACUGCUCAGGGUGGCGCGACCUGGAAGGAAGUCGACGAAGCCGGGGCAGCUUCUGGACUUGUGACGGUAGGAGGAACCGUGAAUCACACCGGUGUCGGAGGUUUGACGCUGGGAGGCGGAUAUGGUUGGUUAAGUGGACAGUACGGGUUGACUAUCGACAACCUGCUCUCUGCUACGGUGGUCCUCGCCGAUGGCAAUGUUGUGACUGCAUCUGGACUGCAAGGCGCAGGAUACAAUUUUGGUGUCGUGGUGGACUUCACUUAUCGGGCAUAUGUCCAGAAAGAUCCCGUUUAUACGGGUCUACUGGGGUUUCCCGUCGAAAAGCUGGAGGUCGUGGUAGAGCAGCUGAAUGUCACUCUAGCAAAUCCCGAUCCACGCUCUGCAUCUUCGCCCCACGCACCUGAUGUCUCCGGCCCCAUCAUUAUUGUCAUCUGCUUCUAUAACGGGACUCGGGAAGAGGGACAGAAACGCUUUGCUGCUUUCACGGCUCUGGAUCCAGUUCUGAACACGCUUGAUAUGGUUCCUUACCCCGUGGUGAACACGCUACAAAAUGCCCAGGCGAUGUAUGGUGAUCGCAAAUCAUUCAAAGACGUGUUUUAUGAGCCUCCACUGGACCCAAAAUUUGUUCGGUCAAUUUUCAAUGACCUACUCAGCAAGAUCGAGGAAGAUUCCGACCUGGCAGCGUCUGCGAUCAUUCUCGAGUUCAUCGAUAUGCGAAAGAUCUGCGACGUCCCGUUGACUGACACAGCACUUUCCAGUCGCAAUUCCACUCAGAAUGGUAUCAUUUCUUACGAUCAAGAUCACCGGUCUUGGGCACGAGAGAUUCGGUCAAAAUGGAAGAUUGAACUGGAUGCGAGAGCUAAGGACGACUCGCAAGGUCAAAUUGUACCACAAUACAUUAACUAUGCCGAACCUGGAGACUCUGUGGUCCCAAAUAUCUAUGGAGCAAAUCUACCACGUCUGCAGACCGUCAAACUCAAAUACGAUCCGAAGAACGUGUUUCACAAGAUGCACCCUAUUCCACUCCCCACCAAUUGA